CAUCAACUUUACCUAUGACCUGGCCCUGUCGCCGGAUGGCCAAUUCGGACACUACAUCUUAAAGAAUAGCACAGGCGCCAUGACGCUGCGCAAGGAGUGGACGGGUCUGAUUGGGGAGCURGUCAAUGAACGUGCCGACAUGAUCGUCGCACCACUAACCAUAAAUCCGGAGCGUGCCGAGUAUAUAGAAUUCUCGAAACCAUUCAAAUACCAAGGCAUUACAAUACUCGAGAAGAAACCGUCCCGAUCGAGUACUCUUGUGUCUUUCUUGCAGCCAUUUAGUAACACGCUAUGGAUCUUGGUAAUGGUGUCGGUUCAUGUUGUGGCGCUCGUGCUUUAUCUACUGGACAGAUUCUCACCGUUUGGACGCUUCAAGCUCUCGCACUCGGACAGCAACGAGGAGAAGGCGCUGAAUCUCAGCUCCGCCAUUUGGUUCGCCUGGGGCGUGCUGCUCAACAGCGGCAUUGGCGAGGGUACACCGCGCAGUUUCUCGGCCCGGGUGCUGGGCAUGGUCUGGGCCGGCUUUGCCAUGAUCAUAGUUGCCUCCUACACUGCCAACUUGGCUGCCUUCCUCGUGCUGGAGCGGCCCAAGACAAAGCUGAGCGGCAUCAACGAUGCGCGUCUGCGCAACACCAUGGAGAAUCUCACCUGUGCGACGGUCAAAGGYUCCUCGGUGGACAUGUACUUCCGGCGUCAGGUGGAGCUAUCGAACAUGUACCGUACCAUGGAGUCCAACAACUAUGUCACUGCCGAACAGGCCAUUCAGGACGUGAAGAAGGGGUAACUGAACUUGCUAGCGAGCCGAAGAUCGCUUCGAGUGUUUGUUUACCAUAUAGCUGAAAUAGUCGCAUGAUUUUGCCACCGCAACUAAUAACAACUACUACAACAACAAC
Molecule: messenger RNA, 893 nt
Organism: Drosophila arizonae
Lineage: Eukaryota; Metazoa; Arthropoda; Insecta; Diptera; Drosophilidae
Gene: Nmdar1
Product: glutamate ionotropic receptor NMDA type subunit 1
Biological process (GO): monoatomic ion transport
Cellular component (GO): membrane
Molecular function (GO): ligand-gated monoatomic ion channel activity; signaling receptor activity
Source: RefSeq, a predicted model, not a curated record